GGAGGGGGCCGCGGGCGGGGUGGGCGGCGCGGGGCGAGCCUGAGGCGCGGGCUGGGCGCACGUCGAGGGCUGUGGCUGCCGCGGCGGGUACGACCAGGGGCUGCGGACCCGGGAUCGAGGCGGCCGAACCCAGGUCGAGCUGUCGGGAGGGUGGAGUCACAGGGCCUGCAGAGAUGCUGGCUGUCCCAGAGAUGGGCCUGCAAGGGCUGUACAUUGGCUCUAGCCCCGAGCGGUCCCCCGUGCCCAGCCCGCCCGGCUCCCCAAGGACCCAGGAAAGCUGUGGCAUUGCCCCCCUCACACCCUCGCAGUCUCCAAAGCCCGAGGCCCGAGCCCCACAGCAUGCUCCCUUCUCUGUGGUGGUGGCCAUUGACUUUGGUACCACCUCCAGUGGCUAUGCCUUCAGCUUUGCCAGUGAUCCUGAAGCCAUCCACAUGAUGAGGAAAUGGGAGGGCGGGGACCCAGGAGUGGCCCACCAGAAGACCCCCACCUGCCUGCUGUUGACCCCGGAGGGUGCCUUUCACAGCUUUGGCUACACUGCCCGCGAUUACUACCACGAUCUGGACCCUGAGGAGGCGCGGGACUGGCUCUAUUUCGAGAAGUUCAAGAUGAAGAUCCACAGCGCCACUGAUCUCACCCUGAAGACCCAGCUAGAGGCCGUAAACGGAAAGAAAAUGCCUGCCCUGGAGGUGUUCGCCCAUGCCCUACGCUUCUUCAAGGAGCAUGCCCUUCAGGAGCUGAGGGAGCAGUGCCCAUCGCUGCCAGAGAAGGACACCGUGCGCUGGGUGUUGACGGUGCCUGCCAUCUGGAAACAGCCUGCCAAGCAGUUCAUGCGUGAGGCUGCCUACCUGGCUGGCCUGGUGUCGAGGGAGGAUGCAGACCAACUACUCAUCGCCCUGGAGCCAGAGGCUGCCUCUGUCUAUUGCCGCAAGCUGCGUCUACACCAGCUCGUGGACCUAAGCAGCCGGGCUCCAGGCAGUGGACGCCUGGGUGAGCGCCGCUCCAUCGAUUCCAGCUUCCGGCAGGCCCGCGAGCAGCUGCGCCGGUCCCGCCACAGCCGCACGUUCCUGGUGGAGUCCGGCGUCGGAGAGCUGUGGGCAGAGAUGCAAGCAGGAGACCGCUACGUGGUGGCAGACUGCGGGGGAGGCACGGUGGACCUGACCGUGCACCAGCUGGAGCAGCCGCAUGGCACGCUAAAGGAACUCUACAAGGCAUCUGGCGGCCCCUAUGGCGCGGUGGGCGUGGACCUGGCUUUUGAGCAGCUGCUGGGCCGCAUCUUUGGAGAAGACUUCAUCGCCACCUUCAAAAGGCAACGCCCGGCAGCCUGGGUGGAUCUGACCAUCGCCUUUGAGGCCCGCAAACGCACGGCAGGCCCACACCGUGCAGGGGCACUCAACAUCUCGCUGCCUUUCUCCUUCAUUGACUUCUACCGCAAGCAGCGAGGCCACAACGUGGAGACAGCCCUGCGCCGGAGCAGCGUGAACUUCGUGAAGUGGUCCUCACAGGGGAUGCUCAGGAUGACUUGUGAGGCCAUGAACGAGCUCUUUCAGCCCACGGUCAGUGGGAUCAUCCAGCACAUAGAGGCGCUGCUGGCACGGCCCGAGGUGCAGGGCGUGAAGCUGCUGUUCCUGGUGGGCGGCUUUGCCGAGUCGGCUGUGCUGCAGCACGCGGUGCAGGCGGCGCUGGGCGCCCGCGGCCUGCGCGUGGUGGUCCCGCACGACGUGGGCCUCACCAUCCUCAAGGGCGCGGUGCUGUUCGGGCAAGCGCCGGGCGUGGUGCGGGUGCGCCGCUCGCCGCUCACCUACGGCGUAGGCGUGCUCAACCGAUUCGUGGCUGGGCGCCACCCGCCCGAGAAACUGCUGGUCCGCGACGGCCGCCGCUGGUGCACCGACGUCUUCGAGCGCUUCGUGGCCGCCGAGCAGUCGGUGGCCCUGGGUGAGGAGGUGCGGCGCAGCUAUUGCCCGGCGCGCCCGGGCCAGCGGCGCGUGCUCAUCAACCUGUACUGCUGCGCGGCCGAGGACGCGCGCUUCAUCACAGACCCCGGCGUGCGCAAGUGCGGCGCGCUCAGCCUGGAGCUAGAGCCCUACGACGGUGCGUCCUCCGGCCGCCGCGAGAUCCGCGCCGCCAUGCAGUUUGGCGACACCGAGAUUAAGGUCACCGCCGUCGAUGUCAGCACCAAUCGCUCCGUGCGCGCCGCCAUCGACUUUCUUUCCAACUGAGGGCGUGCGCGAGGACCAGUUCCCCAGUGCCAGGCCCCGCCCUCUUGUGGUCGUGGGGUCGGUUCUAGUGGAUGGGCUGCUAGCUCUGAAGUCGCGCCUCUUCCCCACCCUCUAGUUCUGAAGUCGCGCCUCUUCCCCCACCCUCCCGCCUGGGGAGAUGAGGUCGCAGGAUGGGUGGGGACAGACUCUGGCUUUGGAAUUGGGCCCAGGUCCGCUGACUGGAAGGCUGCAGAGCCCUGCCAAGGGCUGAGGUCAAGGAAUCAGAAGAGGUUUGUAAGCCGGUGCGCCCACAGGGAACACGUCACCCCGAAGGCAGAAUGCACCAGAAGACUGAGCCCUGGCCUGAACUGGGGGGGGGGGGGGG
Messenger RNA from Felis catus (domestic cat), 2580 nucleotides. RefSeq names its product heat shock protein family A (Hsp70) member 12B (gene HSPA12B). The record is from RefSeq and is a predicted model, not a curated record. The transcript is spliced from 13 exons. The coding region runs from base 174 to 2216 and encodes 680 amino acids. NCBI's taxonomy places the organism in Eukaryota, Metazoa, Chordata, Mammalia, Carnivora, Felidae.